Messenger RNA from Cannabis sativa, 2361 nucleotides. Its product is annotated as dynamin-related protein 4C. NCBI's taxonomy places the organism in Eukaryota, Viridiplantae, Streptophyta, Magnoliopsida, Rosales, Cannabaceae. Gene Ontology annotation, cellular component: membrane; microtubule; cytoplasm. The record is from RefSeq and is a predicted model, not a curated record. Bases 163 to 2217 code for a protein of 684 amino acids. The transcript has a single exon. Gene Ontology annotation, molecular function: GTP binding; microtubule binding; GTPase activity.
CGUCGAAGUAUCCAACUUAAAAUUACAGUCUACACCUUCUUCCUUUAUAAUUCCAUUAAAACCCUAAUCAUCACCAACAAUACCAUCUCUGCAACUUUACUCAUUUUCUUCAUCCGAUAUAUCAUAUUUCAUCAUUUUAAUCUCACAGACCCAGAAAACAAAAUGGGAAGCUUUGAAAAACAGACUACUUACUACUCAGACACAAAAUCAUCUUCCACUGAUAUCGACCAUGAUCAGACCACCUCAGACGAAGUUGUUCAGAAUCACAACCAAGCCCCUCCUCUCAUGGCUCCGAUAGUUUCAUCUUACAACGACCACAUUCGUCCUCUUCUCGACGCAGUAGACAAGCUCAGAACACUCGCUGUUAUGGAAGAAGGAGUACAGCUUCCGACCAUCGUGGUCGUCGGCGACCAGUCUUCCGGCAAGUCAUCAGUGCUCGAGUCCUUAGCACGUAUCAGCCUGCCACGUGGACAAGGAAUCUGUACCAGAGUCCCACUCGUGGUCAGAUUACAGAACCACACAGAGCCAGAGGCAGAGCUUUAUUUGGAGUACAAAAACAGAGUGGUUCACACCGACGAACAGCACCUCGCCGGAGCUAUAACCGCCGCUACUGACGUCAUAGCCGGAAAUGGUAAGGGAAUAUCUAAAACCCCUUUGACUCUCGUUGUGAAAAAGAAAGGGGUUCCUGAUUUGACCAUGGUUGACCUUCCUGGGAUCACUAGAGUUCCAGUUCAAGGUCAGCCUGAGAAUAUUUAUGAUGAGAUUAAAGAUAUUAUAAUGGAGUAUAUUGAGCCUGAAGCUAGUAUUAUAUUGAAUGUGUUAUCUGCAACUGUUGACUUUCCUACUUGUGAGUCAAUUAGAAUGUCUCAGAUCGUUGACAAAACAGGAGAGAGGACUCUGGCUGUUGUGACCAAAUCUGAUAAAUCUCCAGAAGGGCUUUUGGAGAAGGUAACUGCUGAUGAUGUUAAUAUUGGACUUGGUUAUGUCUGUGUUAGGAACAGAAUUGGUGAUGAAUCUUAUAUGGAAGCUAGAGAUGAAGAAACUAAGCUUUUCGAAACUCAUCCUUUGCUUUUGAAAAUGGAUAAAUCUAUUGUGGGAAUUCCUGUUUUGGCUCAGAAACUUAUGAGGAUUCAAGCCAAGAGUAUUGACAGAAACUUACCUGACAUUGAUAAGAAAAUCAAUGACAAGUUAAACAAGAGUCUUUCCGAGUUUCGAAAGCUUCCCAAGUCGAUUUCUUCAACUGCUGAAGCAUUAACAACUUUCAUGAGAAUUACUGGUUCAGUUAAGGAAUCACUAAGGAAAAUCCUUCUCAGAGGUGAGUUUCAUGAGUACCCUGGUGAGAAGAACAUGCAUUGUACAGCUAGGUUGGUUGAGAUGUUGAAUAGUUUCUCUGAUGAGCUUAAUGAAUGUCCUGAGAGUGAUCCCAAGAGAAAGUUUUUAAUGGAGGAAUUUGAGUGUUUAGAAGAAGCUAAAGAGAUCUCUUUGCCUAAUUUUCUUCCAAGAACAGCUUUUUUGUCACUUCUUCAGUCAAAAGUCAACGGAAUUUCAACCAUUCCUAUAGCUUUUGUUGAAAAACUAUGGAAGUAUAUAGAAGAGGUUUUGAUCUCAGUGUUAAUGAGUCAUGUUGAGGAUUAUCACCAGCUUCAGAUUUCAGCUAGAAGAGCAGGACUGAAUCUAAUUGAGAAAAUGAAAGAAAAGUCAAUGAAUUGGGUUUUGGAAGUAAUAGAGAUGGAAAAGCUAACAGAUUACACUUGUAAUCCUGAGUUUAUGAGGGAUUGGAACAAGUUCAUGUGUCAAAAGGAAGAAUUCAUGGUUGAAGUGAACAAUCAAUCGCGAUUUCGGAUGGAAUUAGAAGGGUUUGGAAUGAUUGAGUUUGAGAAUUUGAGGCAUUUUCCUAAUCUUUUGGACCAAGCUUUUGAUUUGAGGAUGAGAAUUGUGUCUUAUUGGAAAGUGGUUUUGAGGAGGUUGGUUGAUUUAAUGGCUUUAAAUAUGAGAUUAAGUCUUGAUAAGCUUGUUAAUAAGGAAUUGGAAAUGGAGAUUGUGAGUGAGUUAAUGGAUCCUCAUGGGAAUGGAAUUGAGAAAUUGAUGGAGGAAGCUCCUAAUGUGGCUGCAAAGAGAGCUAGGCUUACUGCUACUGUUAAUAAGUUGAAAGAGUGUAGAGAGAUUUUGGCUAAGAUUAAAGGAAGAAUUAAUACAACUUCUUCUGAUUAUAAUUAGUUAAUUAAGCUAAUUAAGUUGUUUGGUCAUGUUUGAUGUGUGUUAUUGUUAUUAUGUAUAUUUAGAACUAAGUGUUUGUGUUGUGUGUGUGCUUUUGUUGUCUUAAUUGGCAUGUUUAAUAUAAUAAAUUAUCCCUUGUUUUUA